Molecule: messenger RNA, 2182 nt
Organism: Ziziphus jujuba (common jujube)
Lineage: Eukaryota; Viridiplantae; Streptophyta; Magnoliopsida; Rosales; Rhamnaceae
Product: vicilin-like seed storage protein At2g18540
Exons: 5
Coding region: 58-2007 (649 amino acids)
Source: RefSeq, a predicted model, not a curated record
AGUGAGCUAGACCCUCUACUUCAAACACUCAGAAUCUGCCAUUCUUGCCAAGCAAAAAUGUUCAAGAAACCUCUAUUGCAGCCAAUUUCAGUAGCCAUCUUCAUCUGUUUCAUCUCCAUCAACCUGUUCUCUUUGUCUGCUGCUCUAAACGAUGAGGAAUUUUCUGGUCAUGUGGGUCCUGUGGUGAAGAAAGAUCAAAGGAAAUCACUGGUUGUAACUGAAUAUGGUGAGAUCUCAGUCAUUGAGAUCGCCGAUGGAAUCAAAGGGCCCCACCACAUCCAGUUAAUUACGUUGGAGCCAAACUCACUGUUUCUUCCUGUGCUUCUCCAUGCUGACAUGGUGUUUUAUGUUCACACGGGGAGUGGAAGGUUGAGUUGGGUUAAAGAUGAAGACUUGAAAACAGUGGAUCUGAAGCGAGGAGAUAUAUUUAGGCUCCAACCAGGCUCUGUUUUCUAUAUAGAGAGUGACUUGGAGACUGAACGUGAAAAGCUCAGGAUUUAUGCUAUCUUUGUUAAUUCUGACGAUGAAGACUUGCAUACCUCAAUUGGGGUAUACUCGAGCAUUAACGAUCUGGUCCGUGGCUUUGGUAAAAGAACGCUUCAGGCAGCUUUCAAGGUCCCAGAAGAAGUGAUACAGUCGAUUACAAAUGCAACCGAAAGAAGACUAAUCGUCCAUGCAGGACCAAAGGAGGAAAAAGAAGACACAUCGGAAUUGGGAGCUCGGUACCUGAAAGCCUUGGUAGGAAGCAUAGAGAACAAGAAGAAGAAGAAAAAAGACAAAGCCUAUAACAUCCGUCAUGCUAAACCUGAUUUUGAGAACUGCAAUGGGUGGAGCACAACGGUGACCAAGAAAGACUCAGAUUUGCUCAAGGGUUCAAACAUUGGCAUUUUCAUGGUGAAUUUGACCAAGGGCUCGAUGAUGGGACCUCACUGGAAUCCAAAAGCAAGCGAGAUAUCAAUAGUAUUGCAUGGACAAGGAAUGGUUCGAGUGGGUUGUCCGAGCAGCAGCACAAACAGCACGAAAUGCAAAAACAUGAGGUUCAAGGUUAAAGAAGGAGAUGUGUUUUGUGUGACGAGGUUCCACCCCAUGGCUCAGAUAUCAUUCAACAACGACUCGUUUGUUUUCAUGGGUUUCAGUACAACAACCGGUAGGAAUCAUCCUCAGUUUUUGGCCGGAAAGAGUUCGGUGUUGCGGACUUUGGACCGAGAUGUUUUGGCAGUGUCCUUCAAUGUUACAAACACUACCAUUGAUAGACUUUUGGCUCCGCAAGUGGAAUCUGUUAUUCUGGAUUGUACUUCUUGUGCUGAGGAAGAAGAGAGGUUCAUGGAAGAGGAAAUUGAAAAGGAAAAGGAGGAAGAGGAAGCCCGAGAGAGAGAAGAGGAGGAGAAGAAGAGAGAGGAAGAGGAGGCAAGGGAGAGAGAAGAAGAGGAGAAGAAGAGGGAGGAGGAAGAGGAGGCAAGGGAGAGAGAAGAAGAGAAGAAGAGGGAGGAAGAGGAGGCAAGGAAGACAGAGGAAGAGAAGAAGAGGAGGGAGGAAGAGGAGGAGGAGGCGAGGAGGAGGGCUGAAGAGGAAGCAAGGAAGAGGGCGGAGGAAGAAGCCAGGAAAAGAGCGGAAGAGGAAACAAGGAAGAGGGCAGAAGAGGAGGCUAUGAAGAGAGAGCAAGAAGAGGCCACGAAACAACAAGAAGAAAGAAGGGAAAAGAGAAGAGGAGAAGACGAGGGUGCUGGUGAAGAACCAGGGAAGGAAGAAGGAGAAGCAGAGAGACAGCAAGAAGAGGCCAGGAAACAAGAACAAGGUAAGGAAGAGGAGGGUGGCGGAGAACCAAGGAAGCAGGAAACAGAGGCAGAGAGAGAGCAGGAAGAGGCCAGGAGGCAACAAAAAGAAAAGAAAAAGAGAAGCGGAAAAGAGGAGGGUGUUAGAGAACCAUGGAAGGAAGACGCAGAAGCGAGGAGUGAAGAGCAAGAAAAGGAAUGGGUGAAAAUGUAUUUGAAGAUGUGGAAAGGUUGAUGGCUAAGGGAUUCCAGUGGAUUACAUAAUGCAUGCCGCCAUCCUCUGUGGAAGUUUUGUCUGUUAUGCUUAAUAAUAGCAAUAACCAGUUUGCACCAAAUUUCACACUUACUUCACACUUAAUUCGCCUCUCUCCCUUCUGUGAAUGAAUGGAACUCUUCCUUCAGCUUUGUUA